Molecule: messenger RNA, 2449 nt
Organism: Myzus persicae (green peach aphid)
Lineage: Eukaryota; Metazoa; Arthropoda; Insecta; Hemiptera; Aphididae
Product: bifunctional lycopene cyclase/phytoene synthase-like
Exons: 5
Coding region: 377-2203 (608 amino acids)
Biological process (GO): biosynthetic process
Molecular function (GO): geranylgeranyl diphosphate synthase activity; intramolecular lyase activity
Source: RefSeq, a predicted model, not a curated record
UACUAUUCACGUGACGCAUAAUUAUAGACACGACAUAACUGAAGCGAUAUAGUGACUGUGUGACUAGCAGUUCAACGAUGGCCGACGCUCCUGUUGUAAAAAACCAGCGAUUCGUCUGCUCGGGAAACGAUAGAGUUGGGAUCGCCGGCAUGGCAAGGCGUGCGGCUUGACAUAUAUAUUUACACGACUGCGCUGUUUGAUAAUAUCAUAUAAGUCACAUUACACUGGCGUAAUACGUUUAUUGAAUAUAUUAUCUAUAGAGGAACCUAGUGCGAAGCCUAUAGUAUGCAGUGGCCAGUGAGUACGUUGCGAUGAUUACGUUUUACAAGGCCCGAGAUCCGAGAUUAUAUAGUUUCACCAAACACCUAGACUAAAAAUGUUGACUUACCUAGACGUGCAUUUUAUUUACACCCUGCCAGUCGUCGCAGUAUUGGCUUUGAUAACAUGGCCGUUUAUAAGUCGCUUCGAAGUAGUCAAAAUCGGAUUCGUCUGCAUGAUGGCGUUUGUGUACACGACACCGUGGGACAAUUAUAUAAUCUUCCACAACGCCUGGAUGUACAAGCCCAAAAACAUUCUUGCCGUCAUAGGAUAUGUGCCCGUCGAAGAGUACAUGUUUUUCGUCAUUCAAACCCUUAUGACAUCACUGUGGGCCUUGAUUUGUACCAGGUGGUCUCCGGCUUGUUUUAAUUUUAAUUUCAAUAAGACAAGCUACACACUAAUCCGUUGGAUACCGAUAUUAAUCUUAGCUUUGGCGACAAUUCAGGGCUACAACAUAGCUACACCGGGCAAAAACACGUUCUAUUUGGGCUGCAUCAUGUGGUGGUCGUGCCCGGUCAUAAUGUUCCUAUGGUACGGUGCCGGUAAUUACUUUGUUAAAAAGUCGACAUCGACAGCGAUCGCGGUUAUUGUUCCCACUUUGUACCUGUGUUGGGUCGAUCGUAUAGCGCUCAAAGACGACGUAUGGCACAUCAACGAGAAAACCUCGUUGAACAUAUUCAUCGCCGAUGAUUUGCCGUUCGAGGAAUGUCUGUUCUUCCUGAUCACCAACGUGAUAAUCGUCCUGGGCAGCAUGGCUUUCGACAAGUCCUACGGGCUUGCGGACACGUACACGUUCGAAUUUCCACUCCUUUGUAGGCCAAGUUUGAAAUACUACAGUCAACAAAUGCUACCUUUCGUGACGGCCGAAUGCGACAUGUCACGGGGUCCGGUCGACGACAUCAGGCAGUGUUUAAAUGUGCUUAAAAGGGCUUCCAAAUCGUUCAACGCGGCCAGUCUCGUUUUUCCAGCAGGAGUCCGUUUGCAUUUGAUCAUACUAUACGCGUUUUGUCGAGUGACGGACGACAUGAUCGAUAGCGAGCCGAACGUCGGCGUCAAGAAGCAGAAACUCAUGCUGAUUGAAGAGUUUAUCGGUGAACUGUUCGCGGAUAGAACAGGAGACUACGACGUGAAGACGCCGACGACACCACGGAAACCAGAAAUAAACUGGAAACGUUACCGCCUAGACCUAACCGACGAGGAGCUUUCGUGCUUCCGGGCCAUAUCGCGGAUAUCGUUUUACCUGCCCCGGAAACCGUUUUACGAGCUACUCGACGGCUACCGAUGGGAUGUGGAAGAAAAAACGGUCCGGAACGAGACCGACCUGCUAUUAUACUCGAGUUACGUGGCCGGCAGUGUGGGCACGCUGUGCGUGUACGUCAUGGUAUACAAAAGUGGUGCAAAGAUCGACGACGAUGAAAGACACAAUUUCGUUAUCAAAAAAGCACAACAGAUGGGACAGGUGCUGCAGAUCGUCAACAUCUCCCGGGACAUCGUUACCGACAGCGAGACGCUGGGUCGGUGUUACGUGCCCGCCGAGUACAUGGACGACGCGGCCGCGGACGUGAACACCCUGUGCGCCGACAGGGACCCGUGGACUCUGGGAUCCAAGAAGCUGAAAACGUACGCCACGCGCAUGAUCAGGCUGGCCAACCAGUACCAGCUGGAGUCGCUGGAGGGCAUCCGGUACCUGCCGUACGAGGUACGCGGGCCCGUGCUGGUGGCCACCGACAUCUACCGGGGAGUGGCCUGCGCUGUGGAGGCAAGCCCGACGUACCCGCGGAGAGCGUCGCUGGGCAAGUGGGACAAGAUCCUCGUCGCCGUCAAUUCGCUGUACUUCAAGAGCCUGAGGUACUUUUUCCAAGCCGACCGCUGCAAGCGCUGUUGACGCGACACCGACGAGCCACGCUGCGAAACUGCACCAUCGUCCUGACCUUCGAAUGCGCGUGCUGCAUUCAUGAUGCAUUCCCCAAAUCCGCUGCAACAUAUAUUAUAUUGUCGACCGCCGCGCGAUACGAAAUAUAUCAAUAUUACCAUAGGCCUUUUACUCAUAUAGACUGGCCCAUCCUAUAAUACCAAAUAAAUUGCGAGUCACGUGCCUCACGGCACAGUGAUGCAGCCCGUUUAGUAUAAA